Molecule: messenger RNA, 1682 nt
Organism: Scomber scombrus (Atlantic mackerel)
Lineage: Eukaryota; Metazoa; Chordata; Actinopteri; Scombriformes; Scombridae
Gene: prkrip1
Product: PRKR interacting protein 1
Exons: 1
Coding region: 10-597 (195 amino acids)
Biological process (GO): negative regulation of protein kinase activity
Cellular component (GO): nucleolus
Molecular function (GO): double-stranded RNA binding; protein kinase binding; protein kinase inhibitor activity
Source: RefSeq, a predicted model, not a curated record
UUGAAAAAGAUGGCGGCGCAUAACACACAGAAGAGCAACAACAAGACGGGGACGGGGAAACCACCCGGAGGAAAAGGGUCUCAGCCGCUUAUCAUCGCUAAAACUCCGGCGGAGGAACAACGUUUGAAGCUGGAGAGGUUGAUGCGCAACCCGGAUAAGCUGGUUUCGAUCCCGGACCGGCAGAGAGAGUGGACACCGAGGGCUCCGCCGGAGUUUGUGCGGGACGUGAUGGGCUCCAGUGCCGGCGCAGGUAGCGGCGAGUUUCACGUCUACCGGCACCUCCGGCGCAGAGAGUACCAGAGGCAGGACUUUCUGGACAAGAUGGCAGAGGUGCAAAACAGAGAGCAGGGCUAUCUGGACAAAGUGGAGGAUAACAAACGCGCAGCAGACGAGAGGACGGCCAAGCGAAAGAAGAAGAGGGACAAGCUGAAGCAGAAGAAGAUGAUGGCAAAAAAAGCCAAAUUAGAGGCGAAAGAUAAGAAAGAUGGUGGCGAUAAUGAGUCAUCUAGUAGCGAGGAUAAAAAAGAAGAUGAUGAUGAUGAAAGAGAGGCUGAUGAUGAUGCAGAGGCUCCUAGCUUCAUCAUGGGGAGGAAAUAAUACCAUCACCCUAACCCUGCUGGCUCCUGGAGGGGGUGGCAAACACAAACUGGGCUUCAAUGACUCUCAUGGUGACUCUGUGGGGUGAUAAUGAAGACAUAGGGGUGUAAAUGGGACUCACAACUUUUGGAUUAGAAGUAUGGGAAUAUUCUCCCCGUUUUAUUCUUGUAAUACCAGAAAAACACUUGGACACACUUGCCUAGAUUAAUAGGCAGAGAGAAAACCCCUCUGCAGAGUGCAUGGUUUUAUGCAGAUAAAAGUAGCCCAGUGUCCCAAUUGGAUAAGAGAUAUUUUAUUUUUUAUUUAAUAAUUGAUUUCCUUUCUAAUUGUGCUGAUAUCUCAAUGUUUCACAUGACGGGCCAGACAUACUGUUGCUUCUCAAGUUUGCAAAAAAAUGUGAUUGGAUUGUUAGGAAUCAUCAAUAUUUUUAUAUGUUUUAAUAAAGAAAAUUACAACAUGCAUGGACAUUCAGGUGUUCACAUUUAAUUCCCUUUUUAUUAUCUGUAAAUGUUGGCAUCACAAGUAUCCUACUUUAAUGUUCUCGAUGUCUUUGCAGCCUUGUCACGCAGCCCCUCGCAAGCACUGUUGCUUGUGGGCACAACAAGGUGGCAGAAAGCAACCCAAAGAAUGAAAAGGCGUGACUCCUCGAGGCUCAGGAGAUUCACGUGCGAUGUUCCUUGGACAGACUCCUGCUUUUCCACGGCGGUGAUGGUCUUCUUCUGUAGACAUCACCUUUCUUGAGGCAGGUAGAGUAAAAGAUAGAAACCUGGCAGCCAGAUAUUGUUUGGAACAGGUGAAGCUCUUCCUGUCGGACACUAAGUGCUGCCACAACACUGUCUCUGAUUUGGUUUUUAUACACAAAUAUGCAGAGUGAAGACACACACUGCCUUAAUUCAGUUCAUGUUUUUUCAAGUCUAUAAAUCUAGUCUCAAGUCUAUAAGAAAUACUUUGUAUUACCGUACAUGUAAUAGUGCUAUGUUAUUUAAUUACAAAAUAAAUGGAACUGUAAUCUGUUACAGUUGCUGAGAAAAAAAUGUGUAGUUAAAUAAGUUUACUUAUGAAAAUGUUGAUUACAAAGGGGGUUA